CAUGUACCUCUUGGCCUUUCUUGGUGAGUGCGAUCCGCGACGAUCCGUAGCAGACAGAACAGAAUCUAACCGUGACAGACCGCGUCAACAUUGCCAAUGCCAACAUCUUUGGCCUGACCGAAGAGCUCGGCCUCGAGAGCCACCAGUACAACACGGCGCUCGUCAUCUUCUUCGUGCCGUACUGCCUGCUCGAGAUCCCGUCCAACAUUCUGCUGAAAAAGUUCAAGCCGUCCGUGUGGCUGUCGAUCAACAUGUUCUGCUUCGGCCUCGUGACGCUCCUGCAGGGCUUUGUGCAGAACUACUCGGGCCUGCUGGCGACGCGCUUCUUCCUGGGCGUCUUCGAGACGGGCAUGUUCCCGGGCGCCUUCUACCUGAUCGGCAUGUGGUACCGCCGCCACGAAGCCCAGCGCCGGUACUCCUUCUUCUUCAACAGCACGACGCUGGCCGGUGCUUUUGGCGGCCUCCUCGCCGCGGCCAUUGGCAAGAUGGACGGGCUGCGCGGGUACCAGGGCUGGCGCUGGAUCUUCAUCAUCGAGGGCGGGUUCACGGUCCUCGUCAGCUUCUUCUUCUUCUUCUUGCUGCCCAACUUCCCUGAAGAGUCCAAGUGGCUCAAGAACGGCGAGAGGGAGUACGUGUCGGCGCGCCUGCGCAUCGACCAGGGCCCGGCCGGGCGCGACCGCAGCAUCACCGUCCGAGACGUGGGGCGCGUGUUCAAGGACUACAAGGUGAUUGUGGGCGGCUUCAUGUACUUUGGCCUCAUCGUGCCGGCAUACGGGUACGCGUACUUCUCGCCGGGCAUCAUCCAGGGCUACGGGUACGGUCGGAUCCAGACGCAGCUGCACAGCGUGCCGCCGUGGGCCGUCUCCUUUGGCUUCUCCAUGUGCAUGGCGCUGCUGUCGGACAAGACGCGCCACCGCUUCGCCUUUGCCGUCACGGCCAUCUGCAUCUGCAUCAUCGGCUUCGCCAUCCUCAUCGCCGUGCACGACAACACCAAGCUGCAGUACGCCGCGCUGUUCCUCGUCGCCUCGGGCGCCUACACGGCCAUGCCCAUCAUCGUCUGCUGGUUCAAUAUGAACCUCGGCGGCCACCACCGCCGCUCGGUCGGCUCCGCGUGGCAGGUGGGCUUUGGCAACAUUGGCGGCAUCAUCGCCUCGUUUGCCUUUCUGAAAAAGGACGCGCCCAAGUACAUCCCGGGUUACAGCAUCUCGAUCGCCUUUACGAUCCUGAGUAUUAUCGCGUGCAUCAUCUACGGCUUUGCGUGCUGGUCCCAGAACAAGAAGAAGGACCGGGAGCAGGGCAACGAGCACGGGCUCACGGAGGAGGAGAAGACGGAUAUGGGUGAUUUGUCGCCCGACUACCGGUACCUGCUGUAGGGACCCUGAACAGGUCACUGAGUGCACGCAAUGUAUUGGACAUAAGUUGACAAU
Emericellopsis atlantica is the source of this 1427-nucleotide messenger RNA. RefSeq names its product major facilitator superfamily domain-containing protein. Gene Ontology annotation, molecular function: transmembrane transporter activity. The coding region runs from base 252 to 1373 and encodes 373 amino acids. NCBI's taxonomy places the organism in Eukaryota, Fungi, Ascomycota, Sordariomycetes, Hypocreales, Bionectriaceae. Gene Ontology annotation, biological process: transmembrane transport. Gene Ontology annotation, cellular component: plasma membrane. The record is from RefSeq and is a predicted model, not a curated record. The transcript has a single exon.